AUGGAGGGAGCUCUAUCACCGUUGGAAUCAGGGAAGUUCAUCAUGGAAAAUGCGAAGCACAUUAAAAUCAAUGAGGACGGAGUUUUACGCGUGGCCCGAAUGUACAUCAAUCUUAUGAUCCGGAAAAGAAAAAUCACCGAUAUUCAGAUUUAUGAUGCGGUAAAGGAUGGAUCGAUGGCUGAGGUGGAGUUUUCGGCACAAGCUGUUCAUCCGAAGGGUAAAGGGAAAUCAGCUAUAGAUUGGAUCUUUUUCACUGAUACUGUCAACUUCUCGUUUUGGCCCGAUCGAGGAUCCAAGUAUGACGUAACUUAUGAAGGAACAAAGCAUACAGGAUAUUUCGCUGCAUGUGCUGCCGUCAACAAAGCCUUAGAUUCUGGGUUAAAUAUUACGUCAGCAGAAUGGAUGGCAAAAGCCACUGAGGCCGAUGUGGAUAAGGUCUUCAAGUCUGAUGGCGGCUACUCUAUCCCACUGCUGACGGAACGAGUCAAGGCCAUGAAUGAAUCGGGGAGAGUGCUACUCGAGAAAUGGGACGGCUCUUUCUAUAACUGCAUCUUAAAAGCAAAUGGAAGUGCAGCUAAGCUGCUUGAACUCAUUGUAGAAAACUUCGAAUCAUUCAGAGAUUUUGCCGUAUUCUGCGGUCAAAAAGUGUCCUUUCUGAAACGCGCCCAAAUUCUGGUAGCGGACGUUUACGGCGCCUUACAUGCGGACGAUCCUGCUUGUGAUUUCAAAGAUAUAGGAAUUCUGACCAUGUUUGCUGACUACCGUGUACCACAAGCCCUUGCUUACUUGGGCGCUCUGAAGUAUUCACCUGAAUUGGUCAAGUUGCUAAAAUCAGGUCAACUGCUUCCAAACGGUAGUGCUGAAGAAGUCGAGUUGCGUGGAGCUUCCAUAUGGGUGUGUGAGCGAAUAGUGUCGGCCAUUCAAAAAUUGCGUGUAGAGGAAGGUGACGUGACAAGGCCAGUCUACGCUAUGGAUGUCGAUCUUUUCGCAUGGGUUUACCGACGUAAACAUGCGGUUGAUAUUGAGAAAGCGGUCGGGUUGAGGAUGUUUAAGAAGUUUGAUGACAAAGAAGACAUAACGGGAGCAACCCAAUUGAAGUCAUCUAUUCAGGCAUACUAUCUCACUCAUUUGUUUCAGAAGGGAAUUAGGAACAAAAUCAUUGAAACUUAUCCGCACAUCGAACCUUUCUUAGCCGAUAUUCUACCAAAGAAGGAAAACUUCAAGCUGAUAAAAUGUAAAGAUCAUGUUGAGCUAUUGACUGAUCAUAACGGUGUUGUACAGUUUCUGAAGACCAGGAAUACGGAAUGGGUUCCUACUUUACGAUUACUCCAUAAAUACCCCUUUAUUAUGCCUCAUCAACAGGUUGACAAAGGUGCCAUUAAAUUUGUCCUAAAUGGAUCGUCCAUUAUGUGUCCUGGAUUGACAUCUCCUGGUGCAAAGAUGACACCCGGUGUUCCUGCGAACGCAGUCGUAGCCGUGAUGGCUGAGGGCAAGCAGCACGCCUUGGCAAUCGGUCAGAUGAAAAUGAGUUCAGAAGAGAUUCAAUCGGUGAAUAAAGGAAUAGGUAUUGAUAAUAUACACUAUUUGACCGAUGGUCUCUGGAGAUUAGCAGAGAAACCGAUAAAUUAA
Haemonchus placei is the source of this 1629-nucleotide messenger RNA. NCBI's taxonomy places the organism in Eukaryota, Metazoa, Nematoda, Chromadorea, Rhabditida, Trichostrongylidae. The record is from the annotation of a GenBank genome assembly.